This is a messenger RNA of Nanorana parkeri, 1370 nucleotides long. It is a transcript of the gene ACKR5, whose product is annotated as G protein-coupled receptor 182. NCBI's taxonomy places the organism in Eukaryota, Metazoa, Chordata, Amphibia, Anura, Dicroglossidae. The coding region runs from base 246 to 1370 and encodes 374 amino acids. Gene Ontology annotation, cellular component: membrane. Gene Ontology annotation, biological process: G protein-coupled receptor signaling pathway. Gene Ontology annotation, molecular function: G protein-coupled receptor activity. The transcript has 2 exons. The record is from RefSeq and is a predicted model, not a curated record.
AGGGGCUCGAGAAUCUUAGAAGGUGUUUGAGUUUGCAUAAGAGGAUGUCCUGGGUAGCAAGAGCCACAGCAAUGAUUGCAGCUUCAGGAUAUACAGGAUCAUUUCCUGAAAGCGAAUGGUACUAGCAAGUGUAAAAUAGCUCAUGUCACUUGCAGCAGAGAAUCUCCACUAACAGCUGGGAAAGGAAUUCACUACAUCGCAGGCAAUUUCCACAACUUACUUGCAGAAGUACUCUUUUAUUUGAAAUGGCUGAAGAGAUUGGAAGUUUGGAAUCAGAUGAGCAAUAUGAAGAUAUCCACAACUGGACAGAGCUUAUGUACUACUUCAACAGUUCAUUCUCCCUCUGCGAGGUUGAGCUAGAUGACGGUGUCAAACAGAUCUUCCUCUUUAUUCUGUACCUUCUUACAUUUGUUUUUGGUCUGGCUGGAAACUUGCUAGUGGUGUGGGUAAACUGGCAAUCAAGAAGAAGCAAGAGCUCCAUUAAUCUCUACAUUUUAAACAUGGCAGUGGCAGACCUCGGAGUGGUUCUUUCCUUGCCCUUCUGGAUGCUGGAGGCACUUCUGGAAUACACAUGGCUGUGGGGUGGAUUUUUAUGCCGAUUUACACAUUAUUUCUAUUUUGCCAAUAUGUUCAGCAGUAUAUACUUUCUCACUGCUCUAAGUGUGGACCGCUACUUGACUUUAACAUCGUCUUCAGUUUUCUGGCGUCAAAACCAGCAAAAGAUCAGAAAAGGUCUUUGUAUUGGGAUCUGGGUGGUAUCUGCCAUUUUUCCUAUACCAGAUGUUAUCCACAUGCAGUUGGUUGAUACCUCAGACCCUGUGUGCAUGUUUAUGGCACCGUUUGAGUCCUAUGAUGAAUGGGCCCUUGCUGUUACUCUCAUGACAACAGUCCUUGGGUUUCUGAUACCUUUUGUCAUAAUCCUUGUUUACAAUCUGAUGACUGCCUAUCACAUUAAGAAAUCUGGAAGACCAGAAAGCCGAAGGCACUGUCGACUUAUUUAUGCCUACAUAUUGACGUUCUUACUUAGCUGGCUGCCCUAUCAUGCCACUGUAAUAAUACUGACUCUGCAUGGGUCCUACAUCUUUGUCAACUGUCGCUUUGCACAUAUUCUUUAUUUUUUCUAUGAGAUAAUUGACUGCACUUCAAUGCUUCACUGCGUGGCUAAUCCAGUCCUGUAUAAUUUCCUCAGCAAGGAUUUCAAGGGCAAAUUUAUUAAUGCUGUUGUUAAGUAUAUUCCAAAAGAGAAAAAGUCUGGUGACAAUUGUGCAGAACAUUCCACAUCCAUUACUGAUCAUUCAGUUGUAAUAACGAAAGAACCAGGAGCACUGCCUGACGUUCCUGCCAACAAUAUUCCAGACAUAAAACUAUAA